Molecule: messenger RNA, 1422 nt
Organism: Biomphalaria glabrata
Lineage: Eukaryota; Metazoa; Mollusca; Gastropoda; Planorbidae
Exons: 8
Coding region: 127-1188 (353 amino acids)
Source: RefSeq, a predicted model, not a curated record
AACGUUGGCCUAAAUAACAAGGGACAUUUCAACUGGGUUAGAAGUUCAUUAGGUUCAAGGCAACGACAGAGCAGACACGUCUCCAAAGUUUCAUUCAAGCAAGUCGACACACUACCUGAGCAGAAAAUGUUAGGCCCCAUAAGUCUGCUGUACUGUUUGGUCGCUCUAACCUUCACCGAUGAAAGCGUGAAAGAAAAAGAACCCAUUUAUAUAGGGAAGACAGCACUUAUCAUCAUGGACAUGCAAGAAAGUUUUAUGUUUGAUGGCAAUGCAUACAUCAAAGGCGCUGAAAACCUCGUGGACGCUAUUAACGACAUUCGUAAGUAUUUCAGUCACCUGUUUGAUGUGGUUAUUUUUACCCAAGAGCAGCACCCAAUGCUUCACGUGUCAUUUUACCCUACAUACCAUUGCAUGAGACCUGGAGACAUCGUCGAACUUAACUACACACUAGACGGGCGACUAUGUAGACAGCACCCCAACGUACCCAAGUGGACUAUUCCGGACGAGCACACAGUGGAAUGUGACUUAGAGAAAGGCACUCACAUUCUUGUCCAGCAAGAGCUCUACGAGCCACACAACAUCGAGAGAGUGCUAUCUGGAAAAUAUUCAUCCAAGAUUGUCAGUCGCCUGACUACUGACUGCUGUAAUGAUGUUAUUGUGGUUAGAGGUCAAUAUCAUCAUCUUGAUAGCGCUUCGGCGUUCUAUGAAAAGUUGAACAAUGUACCAACCACGUUGCAAUCUGAACUGAAGCAACGUAACAUUGACACUCUGUUUCUGGUGGGAAUAGCAAUAGAUCUUGGUAUUAUCCAGACAGUACAAUAUGCCAUCUCGCAACUUAAUUACGAGGUUUACGUUGUACAUGACGCCACUGUCCCCUACAAGAGAGAACGUCUUCCUAUGUGUGAGUUUACAAUACCAAAAAUGGGAGCUCAUUUGAUAUGCAUGAACGACCUCUAUAACAUAAGACCUAAAAAGAAUGUUAAAGAAGAGAAAGAUAAGGCUGAUAAAUGUGGUAAAUGUGGUAAAUGUCCUGAAGGUGAUACAGAUAAAGCUGCAAAAGAUGCAAAAGAUGCAAAAGAAUCAAAAGAUGCAAAAGAUGCAAAAGAAUCAAAAGAUGCAAAAGAUGCAAAAGAAUCAAAAGAUGCAAAAGGCUCAAAAGGUGCAAAAGGUGCAAAAGAUGAACUCUAAGUUUUGGACAUUAUUGAUCGUUACCGCGUUUAAUUCGGCUGGGUGGGAUUCUGGCCAAGUGUUAGAAAUUGUAUUUAAUAUCUGUUUCCAAUUCAUUUUUGUUACGCGAGAAUCUCGGCCACUAGUCAUGUUUGUUACAUGUUUCGCUAUUAAUUUUCGUAGCGAAGUUUACUUUCUUGUUAAAGUUUGAUAAGUUGCAAUGUUUGAAAAUAAAAUCCAAUUCUAUUCCAAGUA